AGGCGCUGUGUUUUUGUUUUUUGUUUACAAUUUGAGUCUGGUGGUUUCAUCUACCGGCUUUGCAAAUUUUCCUGUCUUUCCCAGCUAAAUAAAAGAGUCAGUUUUAGCAAUAUCGGCUGAGAUUCGCUUUUUAUAACCUUUGACAUUGGGAGCUGCAAACAUAUUAAGUACUCAUAGAAAAUACUCCUGUGAAGAAUGGCUGCCAUUGAAAUAGACCCAGACAUCCGUAAGGCAAUCCGCCUAAUGUUCUCUUCAGCCCCAGACUCGACAGAUCUUUUGAGAGCCAUGCUUGAGGAUGCCAUUAAAGCCAAACACGGAACAUCCAGGAGCCUCGGAAAUGUAGUGACUGCCUCUUCAAAGUCUGACAGCGAAAUGUGCAUUAUCCUGGACAGAGAUUCUGAAAAUUCUGGUUCCGAAAAAGAUCCCGAUGAUGAUGAAGUGCAGGCGCUGGAACUAGAAAUGAUGGAGGAAGAUCUCAAAUGCAACGUUUGCAAGGAAAUGAAUGUCACCCAUGGGAAUCGGCUGAUUGAGUGUACUGAAUGCCACGAACUCUAUCACCAAGAGUGUCAUUCACCUACUAUUCUCAAUAAAGAGAUUGACGAUCCCAGGAAAACUUGGUAUUGUUCAUCUUGCAAGCAGGCCACUGCUGAAGCUGUUAAGCAGACAACGAUUAAAGCCCUGUCACCAGGCCCGGGAGGAAAAUCACUUCGAUCUUCCCCCAAUUUGAUGAAAGACCCUUUGGCGACAAACACAAAGCCUGUUCCUGCAAAGAGCAGUGAAAUGACCUCACUCUUUAAACGAUCUGAACGAGCUGGAUCAUCCGGAGCUUCAAGUAGCAGUGCAUCAUCAUCUGCAGCUAAAACAUCUGGUCUGGCAGCGAUGGCUGCAAGUUUGCAGAAAUCAGGCUCAACUUCGAGUAAAAGCUCGAGUGGAAAAAAUUCAGGGCCUGAUUCGCCAGCCAAAAGUUCUUCGUCUUCAAAAUCUUACUCUUCCUCCUUAGGCAGUGGCAUUGGAAAGAUUUCAAGCUCCUCGUCAGUACCGUCACCCACGAGUAGCAACGCUGCCGCUGAUAAACGGUUGCAGAACAUGAAAAAGAAAGCUGCUACAAAACUGCAGGAGAAAAGAAAGCACGCCAAGUGAAAUUAAAAAUAUAUAUGUCUAUAAUUAAUCUAAUUUUUUAAAGUUACACUUGAAAAUGUUUGAAAUUGUAAUGGUUUCUGGUGAAUUAGUUAUUCUGAAUAAAAUAAUUAAUUGCAAAAGAUUAAUA
Neocloeon triangulifer is the source of this 1267-nucleotide messenger RNA. RefSeq names its product DNA excision repair protein ERCC-1-like. Gene Ontology annotation, cellular component: integrator complex; nucleotide-excision repair factor 1 complex; ERCC4-ERCC1 complex. Lineage: Eukaryota; Metazoa; Arthropoda; Insecta; Ephemeroptera; Baetidae. The record is from RefSeq and is a predicted model, not a curated record. Gene Ontology annotation, biological process: UV-damage excision repair; meiotic mismatch repair; nucleotide-excision repair. Bases 196 to 1140 code for a protein of 314 amino acids. Gene Ontology annotation, molecular function: damaged DNA binding; single-stranded DNA binding. The transcript is spliced from 7 exons.